Durusdinium trenchii is the source of this 2970-nucleotide messenger RNA. Lineage: Eukaryota; Dinophyceae; Suessiales; Symbiodiniaceae. The record is from the annotation of a GenBank genome assembly.
AUGCCCACUAUUCCUGGAUCAGAUGAUGAGAAGGUCAUGCCUCAGCAGCCAGCCGAGGCCAAGCCUGGGCACACUGAGGAAGAUGAAGAUCCUAGCGGUGAUGAAGACAUCCAUGUCGAGCCAGGUGUUUGCCCAUGUUGCGAGCAACGCAUCGGCGAACAAGACAAGGACGCGCUUCCAGGAGUGACCAUGACAGUGACAACUCCGAAGCAGGAUGCCGGACUUCCGAUUUGUCUGAAAUGCUCCUAUAUAAAGCGCGGCUCCUUUAAGAAGCUCACAGUCGGUGAAUUUCUGCGGCUGAAGAGGAAGUGCCGCCCACUGAGCGACAAGAUCGCCAGCUUGCGCCGGAAGUUGGUCCAGGCACUAUGCCGGAACCCCAAGGCGAAGCCCAGGCAUGAGGUUGUGGACCACAAAUUCUAUACUACUCGCACGUCUUCUGAUUACAUUGACUUCCGCCAGGAGGGGACAUGGCACGACUUGAAGGAGUAUUUUGACAAGGUCGCUGAUGAAGACAGCAAGAAGAAACUUCGCUCUGUCUCCCAAAAGAAGGCUUACCUUGAGAAGCUGGGGAUCAGGAUCCAAGCUGAUGAACGUGGAGUGGAGGGUGUGGUGAUCAUCGAGGGUCCGAAGAAGGUUCUUCUGGGCCAUCGAAUGUCUGCGUCUAAAACAAAGCAGUCAGAACAUGCGGACAAGGCAUCCAUGGAUGAGUUGCAGAAAGAGGACGCAGCGAAGUUGCAGAUCAGUGCACAGACUAAGGACGAAGAAGAGCGAGCCCUAGCUGAGCCUGUGCAGGAAGAAGACAGUGAGAAAGAGGUCGAGGAUGAGAAGGAGAACAACAGUUCGGAUGAAGAUGACUGGGGUGUGGCGCAGAAAGGCCCCGGGAAGGCCAAGCAGAAGCAGGCUCAGCCCAAGAGGAGGCCAAAGGCAGCGGCGCCUUCAACAAGCGGCACUGAGAAGAGCGAGCGUGGUGGUGAAGGUGGUGGUGAAGGGGAGGAAUCGAUGCCGCCACCGCCGCCACCGAAACCUUCAGCCAAUGUUCCAAAGAAUGUGGACAAACUGGUGGCUCAAUCUGGCACAGUGACUCACAUGCUGCAGCAAGUGAACCCGCUUCUUGUCUGGCAAAACCCAGGGAAGUUCAAGGACUGCGAGAGCAAGCCUGAGAAGGCUACUGCAUACCUAGCUGGGUUGGAGGCGGCUGAGCAAACAGAGAAGGUUCGUGAGGCCAGGCGUCAGCUGUUCAAGGUUGCCAAGGAUUUGGACAAUUGGUGCAACUUGGUCAACAACAUCAAGGCGUCCUUUCUGCACGAGACGUCAGAUGUCCACGACUUUAUGAACUACAUUGCCGAGAAUUUGACCAGGAUCACCAAGCUCCUUGCACUGCAGAGUGCAGAGUGCGUGAAGCUUGCGCUGGUAGAACUUGGGCGGCUUUAUGCAGAGGCUAGUGUCGUCCCGGGCCCCUUGACGGAUGGAUACCGGUCCGCGCUUUUCCAAUUUUUGUCCAUGGAAGAGCUGGAGCAGUACAAGAGCUUCAGCCACAUCUCCUUUGGCAAGAUUUUUGCUGCUGGUACGGAUGCUGGCAACAAAGCUUUGGACAAGAACUUCUUUCUGCAGGUGCAGGCCUCCAUCUUCAAUGGUUGGCUGGACAGAUUGCGCACUGCCUCUGACGAAGCCACCCACGCUUUGAGGCUUUGGGAACAUGCUGUGUCUGUAUCCAAGAACAUUCUCACAGAGAAGAAGGCGGAGGAAGUUUCAGCCACAGUUCUUGGAAAUGUCCAGAAGCUCAAUUCCUUUCUGGAUACUCCAGACUGCAGCCCGUCAGAAGAGUUCCAGGAAUUGCUCAGCGGGUGCAAAGAUCUGAUGGAUGUUGCCUCUGCGAUGGGCUUGCUCAAAGGAGACUCCGGAUCAGCCACUGAGCAGCCAGAGGUUAAUGCUGAGAUUGGCAAGGCUCUGAAUGAACUCAGAGAGAAAAUGAAGACCUUCGCCAUGGAGUCCAUGACAAAGCUUGGCGAUUGGUUCACUGCGCAGUGGCCACUGAAGCCAGAGGCUCCUGGCUUUGAUGUGACUCAGAAGGAGAACUUCAGCGCCCUGACUUCAAUUUUGAAGACCCGAGGCCAGAUUUGCACCACCGUGUUGAAAGAGGACCCAGAGAUGUACUUGCGCUUGCUCUGGGUCAUUGAGAAAGUGGAGGGGUUCAUUGGCCAAGGGGCUUCUUUGUCAAAUGCCUGGAAGCUGAGCAAAGGCAUCCACGAUGAUCUGCGCGUGGCUCGGAUGCCUGUGUAUCAGAGUGGAAGCUGGGCCAGCCCAUGCACCCGGGCAAGCUUGAGAUUGAAGCAGUUGGUGGUUCAGCAGGGUCCAAACAUCAUCACAAAGCUCAUCCAGGAUAAGAAUAAGGACGGUAUCAACGAGGCAAAGUCAAUGCUGUGUGGCUUGGAGGACUUGGAAGGCCGUCUGCUUGGCAUGAGGUCAGUCCGUGAGGACCAGGGCAAUUUCGAGGUCUAUUCCAAGGACGCGCCGAAUGAUUUGGUCCAGAUCUGCAAGCAUGCUUCAGCAAUCGCGAAGGCUGUCAACUAUGACAUGGAUACCCUCCAAGCAGUCAAGCCCGAGGCGAAGUCAGCCAUCGAGGACUACUUGGAGAAAGUGAGGAGCUACCUGAACAUGAUCAUUGGCAACAUUGAGAGGGAUGGUGCUAAGUGGGAAAAGAUUGUGCUGCGGUACAAGCCAGUGAUUGCAGUGGCAGAAAUGUGGCAAGCUGAGAGGCUUGCUGAGAUCAAUUGGAUGUUUACCAGCAAUGAGGAUGUGGACAAAGACACCAAGUCCAUGGUCACCUUCAGAGACGAGCUGCCUUGCCACUUGCAGCCAAUGAAGGGGAUCGUUGCGUGCAAAGCCGCUUUGAGGGCUGAUCAGAAGCUUUACGAAGUGGUUGAUAUGCUACAUUCGUUGCGCAAAAGAUCGAGGAGCUGGCCAGCUUGA